Messenger RNA from Dovyalis caffra, 1242 nucleotides. Lineage: Eukaryota; Viridiplantae; Streptophyta; Magnoliopsida; Malpighiales; Salicaceae. The record is from the annotation of a GenBank genome assembly.
AUGGGAGAAGAGACAUGCAAGGACUGCAGGAGCUGGGAAGAGAAAACAUAUUGGACCCAUUUUCAGUACAUACAGUUCUCUCAGUUCCUCCAUUCUGGGUUUGAUCAACGCCUGGCCAUUCCUGAAAAAUUUGCUAGACAUCUGAGAAAGAAAUUGCCUGAUACUGUGAACCUUAAAGGUCCUAGUGGUGCUGCAUGGAAAGUAGGACUAACAACACACAAUAAUACCCUAUUCUUCAGUCAUGGCUGGCAAGAAUUUGUCAAGGACCAUUCUCUUGAAGAGACUGAUUUCUUGAUCUUUAAGUACAAUGGGGAGUCAAACUUCGAUGUAUUAAUGUUCAAUAUGCAGAGCAUGUGUGAGAAGGCAGCUUCUUACUUCGUCAAAAAAUGUGAAUCUACUGAACGUGGCAAUGGUUGUCAAACAAAAAGAAAAACUGUUAAAAGUACUAUUGAAGUUAUUUAUGCCUCUCCUAAGGGUGUAGCUGGAGGUUCUCAACCUGAGGAAUUUAUGGACAACGAUUCUGAUGCAAUACCAUUUGGGCAGGCUAGUGUUUCUGACAAGAAACUCUGUAGUGGAAUUAGGUCAACUGAGGGCAUUGAAGAGGAUGUUGUUGGAGGUUCCCAACAGGAGGAGUCUAAAGAUAAUAGUUCUGACACAAUACCACCACAAAGGCAGCCUAUUAUCUACCAAGUUAGUAAGAAGAAAAUUUCAAGGGAAAUUAAGUCAAUCAGGCCCGUUCGAUACUGGCAGGUUGUAAAACGCAGAGGACCUUCUACUUGUGAGGAAAUAGAGACUGAACCUGUUCAAUUCGCGGAUAUUUCAGAUGUUCAGUGCAUAGGCCAAGCAGUGGAUAGUGGGCACCAUGCGAGAAAAAGAAGGAAAAUAGCAGAGGAAGGGAAACGGAGAGCAAUGCAAUUGGCUGUAAAAGCCGCAGUUCCUUCAGCGUGGCUUGUUAAACAUCUUCCCAUUAAAGGAAAUCAAGAUGUAAUUCUACGUUUUAAAGAACGAACAUGGAACACGAGAUUCUUAUAUCACAAGUCUCGUAACACUGGAGGGCUGACUGGUGGAUGGAAGAAAUUUGCAUUGGACAACAAAUUGCAUGAAUUUGAUGUGUGCGUAUUUGAACCUCUGGACCUGGUGAGCAACCCAGUUAUCCUAAAUGUCAGCAUCUUUCGUGCCGUCGAAGAAGCAAAUCCAGUUACCUCACAAGUGGAUGAGAAAGAAAUGCAGGACCAUCCAUGA